UCUACCUUGGCCUCUCUUGAUCCCCUCCCUGAGUCCCCAUCCCCAAGCCAAGCCUCUGGCCUCCUCCACUGGCCUCUGAUGCCUUCAGGAACCUGGGCCUCCUGCCUCAUUCCUAAACUUUAGCUUCUCAGCAAACAGGCCUCCCAAGCUCUUGCCCCUCCCUCUCGGGCCUUUCUAGCUCCUCACCAGCUUUAGGGCUCAACCAGGCCUCCUGCUCCUUCCACCUACCGCCUCCCACGGACCAGCAGACAACAGGCCUCCUAGGCUGUUCCUCCUGCUCACUCCCCUGCCCUACCCCACCCAUGGAGACCCCAGGACUGAUUGUGCACGGGGAGGCUGCGCCCUUUUCCACAGCACUCCGAAGCCUCGUCAACAACCCCCUAUACAGUGAUGUUCGCUUUGUGGUCGGUCAAGAACGGCAGGAGGUGUUUGCCCACCGGUGCUUGUUGGCAUGUAGAUGCAACUUCUUCCAGCGACUUCUGGGCUCAGAGCCGGGCCCCGGGGUGCCUAGCCCUGUGGUGCUGAGCACCGUGCCAGCUGAGGCCUUCCUGGCAGUGCUGGAGUUUCUGUACACCAACAGUGCCAAGCUGCACCGCCACUCCGUGCUGGAGGUGCUGACGGCGGCUGUGGAGUAUGGGCUGGAGGAACUGCGAGAGCUGUGCCUGCAGUUUGUGAUGAAGGUGCUGGAUGUGGAGCUGGUUUGCGAGGCCCUGCAGAUUGCCGUAUCCUUUGGCCUGAGACCGCUGCAGGAGCGCUGUGUAGCUUUCAUAGAGGCCCACAGCCAGGAGACCCUCCGGACCCGUGGUUUCCUGGAGCUGUCGGCACCCGCGUUGCUGCUUCUGCUGCGCAGCGACAAGCUCUGCGUGGAUGAGGCCGAGCUGGUCCUGGCAGCCCGGAGCUGGGCGCGCGUGGGCGCGGCGGUGCUGGAGCGGCCUGCGGCCGAGGUGGCGGCCCCGGUGGUGCGGGAGCUGAGACUGGCCUUGCUGGCUCCGGCAGAGCUGAGCGCCCUGGAAGAGCAGAACCGGCGGGAGCCGCUCAUCCCGGUGGAACAGAUCGUAGAGGCGUGGAAAUGCCAUGCUCUGCGGAGAGGGGAUGCGGCCCGGGGCGCCCCGUGCCGCCGCCGGAGGGGUACCCUGCCCCGGGAGCAUCAUCGCUUUCUGGACCUGCCCUUUAAGUGACCAACUGCCGCGACUUGCGAGGAAUUCUGGGCCUCGCCUAAACUACAGCUCCCAACAUGCUCCGCGCUCGGAGCGGGUUUCUGCUCCCAGAAUGCCCGGCUAACGGGGAGCAGGAGGGGCGACAGUCUGACACGCGCAGGGGCUGUGGGUGAGAUUCCGGGGGAGAGCGGGCCUGAGCGGCGCGUCGGUGGGCUGAACCUUGGCUUCAAGGCCCUCGCGAAGCCGGGAAGUGGGUUCCUUCGCGCUAUGCUCUGGCGUUACAGCCGGCUCUUGGGCACCCUCGCCCACCCUGUUUACUCUUUUAAUUCCCACAUAUCGUUUCAGCUCAGCCCCUUCUUUAACUCCAGACCUGCCUCCUGACGAUCUCUCUCUAAAUGUCCCACAGAGACCUCAGACUCAAUCCAAAAUUGAGCUCGCCCCUCAUCUUUCUCCAGUUUUGCCCCCAUCGUGUUUCUCAUCUCCGUGGGUGCCCAAGCCAGAAGUCUACCGCUCAUCCUUGCUUUAUUCCUCUUCCUCACAUCUGCCUCCCGUGGCUUCUACCUUUUAAGAGGCUGAAAGUUAGCAGAAUAUGCCACCCCAAAAUAUGCCUUUUUGGCAUAAGGUUAUUUUAAGCUGAUUAUUUUGAGAAAAGGGAGAAGUUUUGAAAACAGAGAAGUUACCCUUUUGUAAGGGAAGUUUUUAGAAUGGAAAUCUCCAUUUGUAAGGGUGUCUCCCUCUCUGUACCAGGAUGACUAACUCACAGGAGAAUCUUCCGGUGAAGUCAGUGAAAUCUGCUUAAUAAACCUUAUCCUUGCUUUUGGUGCUUUUUCCUGAUGGCCUUCCUGUAACUGACCUCCCUACGGUUUUCUUUCUAUUGUUAGCUGAAGGAGGUAUUUAAGCAGUUAUUUUAGGCCACCUCAGGGAGUUACUCAUCUUCCCCUGGGUAUCUCCCAUGUAUACAUGAGAUAUACAUGCUAAUAAACUUCUGGGUUUUUUUGUUUUCUCU
Lipotes vexillifer (Yangtze River dolphin) is the source of this 2163-nucleotide messenger RNA. It is a transcript of the gene BTBD19, whose product is annotated as BTB domain containing 19. Lineage: Eukaryota; Metazoa; Chordata; Mammalia; Artiodactyla; Lipotidae. The coding region runs from base 303 to 1178 and encodes 291 amino acids. The record is from RefSeq and is a predicted model, not a curated record. The transcript is spliced from 8 exons. Gene Ontology annotation, molecular function: protein binding.